Messenger RNA from Beta vulgaris subsp. vulgaris (sugar beet), 486 nucleotides. Its product is annotated as jacalin-related lectin 24-like. The transcript has 2 exons. NCBI's taxonomy places the organism in Eukaryota, Viridiplantae, Streptophyta, Magnoliopsida, Caryophyllales, Amaranthaceae. The record is from RefSeq and is a predicted model, not a curated record. The coding region runs from base 1 to 486 and encodes 161 amino acids.
AUGUAUGUAGUUGCAACCAACCUUCUGAAAGUUGGGCCAUUGCUGAAAGGUGAUUCCCUAACUGAACCGUGGGAUGACAAAGGUCGGAGUAUGAUCAGCAAAAUUAUCAUCACUUAUGAAAAAAACGACAUAACAUCUUUGCAAUUUGAGUACGUUGAGGAUGGCAAAUCAGUGUUAUCGGACUUGUACGGUGAACGUACCGGGAGCAACUUUAAAAUGAUGACAUUAGGCUUGGGUGAGUACAUCACGUGUUUGUCGGGGACCUAUGAAAGUGGUGCUGGUCAUGGAAUACAUAAUCAAGUGAUAUCGAUAACAAUCCAUACUAGUAACAAGAAAUACGGGCGAUUUGGUGGUGGUUAUAGUGUGAAGGUUCCCACACAUGAAUUUUCAUAUCAAUUCGGACCAAAAGAUCAAUUUGGUGGAUUUCAUGGUAGUUUUCGUGAUGGUAAGCUCGAAUCUAUUGGAGUUUAUGUUAAAUUUGAUUAA